Molecule: messenger RNA, 2008 nt
Organism: Scleropages formosus (Asian bonytongue)
Lineage: Eukaryota; Metazoa; Chordata; Actinopteri; Osteoglossiformes; Osteoglossidae
Product: solute carrier family 23 member 1-like
Exons: 12
Coding region: 23-1885 (620 amino acids)
Biological process (GO): transmembrane transport
Cellular component (GO): membrane
Molecular function (GO): transmembrane transporter activity
Source: RefSeq, a predicted model, not a curated record
ACAACCACCCACUUGCCACCCCAUGGCUCCGGAGAGGAAGAACAGCGAGCUGGAUGGCUAUGCCUUCUCAAGCAACGGAGCAGGGCGCUUCUGCAAGCUGCCUCAAGGCUUAGAGGAAGAAACCCUCUCGGUGGAGCACAGCAGAAGCAAACUUGCCUACUGUGUUAUGGAUGUCCCACCAUGGUAUCUGUGCAUCCUUUUGGGUGUUCAGCACUGCCUGACGGCAUUUGGUGGCCUCAUCGCCAUCCCACUCAUCCUAUCCCAGGCACUGUGUCUGCAGCACGAUGCCCUCACUCAGGGCUACCUCAUCAGCACCAUCUUCUUCGUCUCAGGUCUCUGCACCCUGCUGCAGGUCACUUUUGGGGUCAGACUGCCCAUACUCCAGGGGGGGACAUUCACCUUGCUGGCCCCCUCCCUGGCCGUGCUGUCCAUGCCUGAGUGGAAAUGUCCUGCCUGGACACAGAACGCCUCCCUUGUGAACACCUCCUCGCCAGCCUUCAUCGAGGUCUGGCAGAGCCGCAUGCGGGAGCUGCAGGGUUCCAUCAUGGUUGGCUCCUGUUUCCAAAUACUGGUGGGCUUCUCAGGCCUCAUAGGCCUCUUCAUGCGGUUCAUCGGGCCCUUGACCAUCGCGCCCACCAUCUCCCUGAUUGGACUGUCUCUGUUUGACUCAGCUGGCACCAGUGCUGGGAACCACUGGGGAGUUGCUGCUAUGACGACAGUCUUGAUCAUCAUUUUCUCCCAGUAUCUCCGGGACAUGUCUGUCCCCUUCCCUGCAUACAACAAGACCAAAAGUUUCCAUUCUGCAAAAAUGUACAUAUUCCAGAUUCUUCCUGUCCUUCUUGGCAUCACGCUGUCCUGGCUCGUUUGCUACCUUCUGACCACUUAUGAAGUCCUGCCAUCCCAUCCAGAGAAGUACGGUUAUCAAGCUCGCACAGACCUGAAGGGUGAUGUCAUAGCCCAGGCACCCUGGUUUCGGUUGCCCUACCCAGGUCAGUGGGGCAUGCCAACGGUGAGCCUGGCAGGUGUGUUUGGUAUACUGGCAGGGGUGACAUCCUCCAUGGUGGAAUCUGUGGGAGACUACCACGCCUGCGCCCGGCUCUCAGGAGCCCCUCCUCCUCCCAAGCAUGCCAUCAACCGGGGGGUGGCUAUGGAGGGGGUGGGCUGCCUGCUGGCUGGUGCCUGGGGAACAGGCAAUGGGACCACCUCCUACAGUGAGAACGUGGGGGCACUGGGCAUCACCAAGGUGGGUAGCCGCAUGGUGAUUGUAACCAGUGGUAUCCUGAUGGUGAUUAUGGGGACUUUUGGAAAAAUUGGAGCCAUCUUCACCACAAUACCAUCCCCCGUGAUAGGAGGCAUGCUCCUGGUCAUGUUCGGGGUCAUAUCUGCAGCCGGAGUUUCAAAUCUGCAGUAUGCAGACAUGAACUCAUCCCGGAACAUCUUUAUUUUUGGAUUCUCCAUGUUCACUGGGUUGGCCAUUCCCAACUGGAUUCUGAAGAACCCUUCAGCUAUAGCGACAGGACUAAUAGAACUGGACCAUGUGCUCCAGGUGCUUUUAACCACCAGCAUGUUUAUGGGGGGCUUCUUUGGAUUUGUUCUAGACAACACCAUCCCAGGCUCCAAACGUGAGCGGGGUCUUGAAGCAUGGAGUGAGGCUCACCAUGAGGACCCAGACAACUUUCCAGAGAGCAGUAUGGUAUACAACCUGCCCUUCAGCUUCAGCUCUCGGCUUUCCUCUUCUUUCUCUUCCUCCUGGAUGAAAUGGGUAUGCUAUUUGCCAUUCUGCCCUCCAACCAAGUCCAUAUCCCAAGAACAAGACCCUCUUGGAAUUAUGGAAAAUAAAGCAAAGCCAGAUCCUCCACAGAUCGCUAUUGGAACAGCUUUGUGAGUUUUCAGCCCUUUCUGGGUUUCAUGUCAAAAAUAAGGCAGCUGUCAGUGAGAACUUGGACCUCGAUUCCAGGCUGAAAUACAUGGGAUCUCUUUUUUAUACACUCUCCCCCUUUUAUCACAC